This is a messenger RNA of Cantharellus anzutake, 288 nucleotides long. RefSeq lists its product as uncharacterized. The transcript has 5 exons. The record is from RefSeq and is a predicted model, not a curated record. The coding region runs from base 1 to 288 and encodes 95 amino acids. Lineage: Eukaryota; Fungi; Basidiomycota; Agaricomycetes; Cantharellales; Hydnaceae.
AUGUCCCAACAAGCUGUUAUGUCAGAGUGUGAAUUUUCAGGCCAUGUGUGGUGGAAAGGAGAAAAAGAGUACAAAUACCACCUCCACAAUGUUGUGUACUGGAUGGAUGAUGCUCAAUUACCAAGAGGGGAUGCAUAUUUUGAGAGGACUUUGAUGACACAUGGAGGCAAGGGAAAGAUAGUUGAGAUAAGGCCUCCAUCAGAAUCUGAUGACCAAAUAGUGAGAUUGCAAGUAUACUGGGAUGCCAGUAUCCCAGCAGCUGCCAAUGGGAUUCUGGAGGACACCUGA